Messenger RNA from Ilyonectria robusta, 3291 nucleotides. RefSeq names its product major facilitator superfamily transporter. Gene Ontology annotation, molecular function: transmembrane transporter activity. Gene Ontology annotation, biological process: transmembrane transport. The transcript has 5 exons. Bases 1 to 3291 code for a protein of 1096 amino acids. NCBI's taxonomy places the organism in Eukaryota, Fungi, Ascomycota, Sordariomycetes, Hypocreales, Nectriaceae. The record is from RefSeq and is a predicted model, not a curated record.
AUGUCGCCGACUACGCCCUCAUCCUCGUCGUCGUCGGUGACCGCCCAAGACACCGAUAUCGAAGCUCAGCAGCCUGACGUCAAGGCUUCCCACUUCAACCUCAUCUUCGACCAAGCCGGCGUUAACCAAGCCGUCCUCAACCACAAGUAUGCCGGCGAGGGCACCGCAGAGUCACCUUAUAUCGUCGACUUCCUCCCUAAUGACCCUCGCAAUGCCAUGAACUUCUCUCAACCCAAAAAGUGGUUCAUCACGAUCCUACAGGCUAUUGCCACCCUGGCCGUUGCCUUUGUGAGUACCGCCUACUCAGGUGGUCUCACUCAAGUUCUCAUCGACUUUGAUGUUUCCACUGAGGUGGUGAUUCUUGGUAUCUCCCUGUUUGUUCUGGGCUUUGCUAUCGGCCCGCUGUUUUGGGCCCCGUUGUCCGAGCUGUACGGCCGCCAGAUCCUCUUCUUUAUCUCUUACAUGGCUCUGACGGCUUUCAACGCUGGCGCCGCCGGUGCUCCUACUAUGGCUGCCCUUAUCGUUCUGCGAUUUUUCGCCGGUUCUUUUGGCUCCUCGCCCCUGACCAACGCCGGUGGUGUCAUUGCAGACAUGUUUGACGCCAACGAGCGAGGCAUGGCCACCGCGCUUUUCGCGAUGGCCCCCUUUCUUGGUCCCACCAUUGGUCCUAUUGCUGGCGGCUUCCUCGGCGAGCACGAAGGCUGGCGCUGGGUUGAGGGCAUGAUGGCUAUCUUCACUGGUAUCGUUUGGAUCAUCAACUCCCUCGUCAUCCCGGAGACCUAUGCGCCUGUGCUUCUGCGACGACGUGCUGCAGCUCUGUCUAAGAAAACUGGCAAGGUCUACGUUUCCAAGGUCGAUGUCGGAAAGCCCCACGCCACCAUUGGUGCGCAGUUCAAGGUUUCCCUCCUUCGCCCGUGGAUCCUCCUCUUCAAGGAGCCCAUCGUUCUUCUCACUUCCAUCUACAUGGCCAUCAUCUACGGCACUCUUUAUCUCUGCUUCGCCGCGUUCCCUAUCGUCUUCCAGCAGGGUCGAGGAUGGAGCCCCGGAAAGGGAGGUCUGGCUUUCAUUGGUAUCGCAGUUGGAAUGGUGUUUGCUAUUACGUACACUCUGAUUGACAACCGCCGUUAUAUGCGCGUGGCUGCUGCAUCCCCUGGUGGCUAUGCGCCCCCCGAGGCCAGACUCCCUCCUACUCUUCUCGGAUCCAUCCUCAUCCCCGCUGGCCUGUUCUGGUUCGCCUGGACCAACGGCACUGACAUCCACUGGAUUGUAUGCAUUAUGGGCUCAGCCGUCUUCGCCAUGGGCCUUGUCCUGGUGUUUCUUUCUCUGAUGAAUUAUCUCGUCGAUUCUUAUGUCAUUUUCGCCGCUUCCGUCCUUGCAUCCAACUCCGUUCUUCGAUCUCUGUUCGGUGCCGCAUUCCCCCUCUUCACGACUUACAUGUACGAGGACCUUGGCAACCACUGGGCCAGCUCCAUUCCCGCCUUCUUGGCUGUGGCUUGCAUCCCCUUCCCUUUCCUGUUCUACAAGUACGGUGAGAGAAUCCGCAUGAAGUGCGAGUUCGCGGCCGAGGCCGCCACUAACGAAAUGGCCCCGGCGUCGCCCACCUCCUCCGAGUUGUCGUCGCUGGCAUCUUACGUGACCGCCCGCGACUCUUCCCUCGAGAAAUCGACCGCCGCGAGCAGUCCCGUCCAGGACAAUCCCUGCCCAUAUCGCGAUGCGCGACACCUGCCCCGCGAGUUGAAGGACCACUGCAAGAUCUUUCUAGAGGAACAGCUCUACACUUGCGCCAUCAACCUCCUCAAUUCUAUCGCGGGUUCCGGAGGAUCCAAGCGCGCCUCGACCAACAGAAAGUCCAUUGCGGUUCCUCCCCCGGGUCAUCUCGCUCUCUUAGCCACGCUCGUCGUCCACCCGCUACAUACCACUCGCGCAGAAAAGAAGGAGCACUUGGAUGUGUCGUCUCAAGCUCUUGACUAUCUCCGCAACCUACUCACCAUUGUGGGGCCCAUCAACGCGGAUUUCAGAACAGCGUUUCGGUUCCAUUCAAUUCCAAGAUUUGGGAGGCGAUGGGGACAGCACACACAUGCAAACGACAGUGAUGCGUCUGAUGCUGACGUGGAUGGAGAUGAAGAGCACCUUCGAGGAAAGAUUUCGAACGAGAGUAGUCUAUGGAGCCGUGGACAAGACUUCUGGUCCACUGUCGGUUGGGCCUUCAACUGUAGUACGUUGUACCCACAUCGGUGGCAAUACUGGAAGGUUUGGCUGGGGUUCAUGCUGGAUGUGCUCGAAGCCGACUGGAAAGAGAGGGAACGCUGCGACAGGGAGGCCCAUCGAGCCACAGGCGAAGAUGGCGAAAUGCCGCGAGAAUCGCGCGAGGAAGCCAUGAUUCUCAUGUACAUGGAUCAGCAGGACGGCCGGACAUACGGAAUCAAGGGCAUCCUCAAGGCCCUCUUCGCGGAUGGUAGCGAAAUAUCAUCCUCUGCAUUCCGCGAAAUAUUCGACAGGGAGCCCAAGGGACCCAGGAAGCAACCCAACAAACGGAAGCGAGAACAGGUUCUCGACCUAGAGAACGACAAAUUUGGCGACUACUUUGAAGAGGAGUCUCAGUCGUCGGGUAUCUCGGAGCCUCCCACACCCCAGAAGCCAAAGGAUAAGAGGAAGUCCGGAUCUGCCGGAGCAUAUCAGCCUGGGUUGGUCGAGUCGAUUAGCUUCCGGCUGCGGCUGUUUAAACUGCUCUCAGCCGCUACAUUUGCAGCCCGGAAGCGAUCUGAUCUCGAUCGCCUCUAUGAGGGAUAUGCCGCUUCGGUCAAGCUAUUGCCCCUGCAGACCUUUACGCUCCUCGUCAGUCAGAGACCAAAUCCGCUUAUCGCUGAGGCACAUAUCACCAUCACUAAAGAACUGUUUCACAUACUUCUACCAGCUUCAUACAAGAACCCCGCCAAAAUAGACCCUGAUGCCGACGCACAAGGAUCCCUGACGACACCGAUGUUAGAGCAUUGCUACAUCCUUAACCCUGCCAACACAGUUGCGAUCGAGGACAAUGCCAAAUUAUCGUUGCUUGUCGAGAACGCCAUUCAACUGCUGUGGACGUGCGAAAUGAUGGAGUACAGCGAAAGUUUUGCUGCGGCCGCGGAGAAGGGGAUUACAGCUCGCGAGACUAAGGCAAAAAAGAGACGGACGGGCAAGAUGAAAGGGGACGCGACUGACACUUUGGCGCAGGAUGUCUUGGAGAAUUCGGGGCACAGGAUUCGGAUAUUGCUGGAGGCGUUGAAAACAACGAGUGAGGCGGAAGAAUGA